UAGACAUGAGAGGCGGUGCGUAAACAGAGCAGGCGAAGAUGGCGUCGAAUAAGAAGAGUGGUGGGAAUAGCAGAUUUGAGAAAGGUGUGAAUGGAAGACGGUCAUCCAAACACAAAGAGGGUCCAGUGGUGAUGGACACCAAGGCUGUGUUUGCGGCCCUUUACAGUGUGUGCGAAGAGAAUGCCACAUUCUUCUCAGGAGGGGCCAAGGGAUCGCAAGGUGAUGCGGCGAAGCGGCUGGUGGACACCAUGAAUCUCAUCCAGGAGCACGCUCGCAGUCUGGAGCCUGUUAUCUCCGGAUUUGCUGCGGUCUACCAUCAUUUUGACUUUGAUCCGCACAUACCUGCUAAUGGUUAUCGCUCAUUGGUCAAGGUGGUGCGUUGCUGCCUUCUCCACAUCAUCCACAAAGGGCGCUACAUCACUGCCAACCGACGCAGCAUCUUCUUCCGAGUAGCUCACAACGCGGGAGAGAUGGAGGCCUACUGCAACGCCCUGUGCCAGCUGCGUGCCCUGCUCUACCUGGCCCAGCGCAUGCUACAUGACAACAGCCAUGGCAACCUCUUCUUCCAGGAUGAAAGUGGCCUCAGCGAGAGCUUCGUCCGCGAGUACUCAUCCAUGCACAAGGGGUGCUUCUAUGGCCGUUGCCUCGGAUUUCAGUUCACUCCAGCCAUCCGACCCUGUCUCCAGACCAUUGCUAUCGGCCUUGUGGCCUUUGGAGAAAACUACAGACGCCAUCAGUCAGGAAUAGGUGUAGCAGCCAGCUCUUUCUUUACCUCAGGAAAGUACGCCAUUGACCCAGAGUUGAGAGGGGCAGAAUUUGAACGCAUCACUCAGAACCUGGACGUCCAUUUCUGGAAGACCUUCUGGAACAUAACUGAGACUGAGGUGCUGUCGAGUCUCGCCAGUAUGACAUCCACUCAAGUGAAGGUGAACCGUGCUCUUUCUGUGCCUCCCGUGCCCUUUGACCUUCCCCUGGCGGCCAACCACAGAGCGUCUGUAACUGUAGCUCCACCGUCAGCGCACAUCGGCACUGCUCCUGUUCAGAUGAGGCUCAUCUCUUAUGACUUACGUGAAGGACAGGACAGUGAGACUCUGCUAUCUCUCUCCCGAUCUGAGGGGGGCGCCAUCUCUCUGUCACUUGGGCUGAAGACCAAGCGCCUACCUUCAUCUCCCUGCCUCCUGAUCCACUUCCACGGGGGAGGCUUUGUGGCCCAGACCUCCAAAUCCCAUGAGCCCUAUCUGAAGAGUUGGUCCCAGGACCUCGGUGUCCCCAUCCUGUCAGUGGAUUACUCUCUGGCCCCUGAGGCCCCCUUUCCCAGGGCUCUGGAGGAGUGUUUCUAUGCCUACUGCUGGGCUCUGAGGAACCACCACCUACUAGGCUGGACGGGAGAGAAAGUUUGUCUGGCUGGUGACAGCGCGGGAGGCAACUUGUGUGUGACAACGUCGAUGCGUGCUGCAGCCUUCGGUGUGCGAAUGCCAGAUGGCAUCGUGGCAGCCUACCCGGCUACCCUGCUGACUGCCUACGCUUCACCCUCCCGUCUGCUAACACUUAUGGAUCCCCUGCUGCCGCUCAGUGUGCUCUCCAGGUGUCUCAGCGCCUACGCAGGCAAUGAGCCGCAGGCAGAGAAGCAGGUAGAGAAAGUGAGCACACUGAGCUUGGUGAGGAGAGACACAGCUCUGCUGCUCCGAGAUUUCCGACAGGGAGCGACCAACUGGAUCCACUCUCUGCUGGAUCCCAACAGAGCCUCAGCCUCCCCCAGCACAGAUGCAGAGGCGGCACCAGGAGCCACUGACACAGUGAGGAAGAGCAUUUCAGAGGCGUCCAUUUCUUCUCCUCAUGCAGACCCCCCUGUACCAUCAGAGUCCUCUGAGUUCCCCACCAGGAAAUUAUCUGUGAAGAGCCAGACUUGCCAGGACUUAGGAUCCCACAACUCCACCUCCCACAGUGCACCACUGCUGUCUGAGCGCACUCCAGAAGAUGUAAAUUUCUUCCUCUCCAAGGAUGGCAAUUCCUCUAUUUCCAGCGACCUGUCUUCAGUGGCCAUACCACCCCCUGCUGGUGAGGAGGGAUCAGAGGGGAGGGAGUUUCCCUUGGGGUUCGAACCACUGCGCUCAGAGCAGCUGGCUGAGAUGAGGGUCGAGAGCUCUCCAGUGGUCAAGGAUCCAUUCUGCUCCCCUCUGCUGGCGCCCGAUAGCAUGCUGAAAGGACUGCCACCUGUACACAUAGUGGCUUGUGCAUUAGACCCCAUGCUGGAUGACUCUGUGAUGUUUGCCAAGCGUUUGAGGAACAUAGACCAGCCUGUCACUCUCUGCAUAGUGGACGACCUCCCCCAUGGCUUCCUCAGCCUAUCGCAGCUCUCCAGGGAGACGAGGGAGGCUGCUAAUGUCUGCGUGGAGCGAAUUCGUGCUGUCUUUACCCAGAAGGAAACACCCCCUGAGCCACGCAAGCACCGCAAGCUGGAACGGACCGAUAGGGGUGUGUCAGUCUCUUCUGGGGAAGCUGGUUCUCUCUUCGUCGGCCCCAUUGAGGGAGGCGAGCUAGCUGUUGGGAGAGGGGCUAAAAUGGCUGAUGGGGAGGACUUGGUUGCUGUGGCAGCCCAGAAUAACAGUGAUGCUGGUGGUGUUGGGGCUUAAAUAAGGUUAGGUUUAAAAAAAAAAAAAAAAAAGAAAAAGAGAGAGAGAUACUGCAGUUCACCCGAGGAGUGAAGGGAGAAAGAGUAGAUGAAGGUCAGACAAAUUUAGGCAAUCCAAUGCCUAAAAGGAGAAGAGAGAAAGCAUCCUGAAAAACAGUUAGGGUGGGUUGUGUGUGUAUCGGGAGGGAUGGGGUGGGGGGCAGUCUAGGAGACUGCUCUGUGUUUGAGAGACAGAAAAAAUAGUAAAGAAGCACUGAAAUACAAUUUCCUCUGCUUUACAAUCCUUGUCACUUGCCUGUGCACCAUCAUGCACCGACACAAAUCUGGCAGACGAAACGAGCACACCCACAAAAGACUGCCAUGUUUUAGAAUAAAAUGGUAGUUGUAGGGACUACUUCGAUCAAAGACCAGCACUCACCCACGCAUGCAGCACACAUACUUAACAGAGUUGCUGUUAGGCAGCAGAGUCUCGGACAUAAGGCAGCACAGAAGAUUCUUGAGACAAACCUGAAUGGGUGAUUCAUCUAGUCCAAGGCAGUCAUUGAGACUCUAAUCAGAUAGGGGAAGGCACACUAUAUGCUUCUGUAUAGAGUCAUCCCCAUCAAAAUGGCUACUUGUCCUUUAGGGAGCCAUUCUAAAUCACACUUAAUAACUUCACAUUGUGUUCUCCAUUACGCCAGUUUGGCAGUCAUUACAGCUCACUUUGUGGAUAGUAACUCUGUUGACUGUCUUCCAAACAGAUUUACGAAGCUAAAACACAACAGACUAAAAGGCUCUAAACUGGAUGAAUUGAUUUACUCGCUCCUUGAGAUUCUGUUACAGUUUUUAAUCUUAUUAUUAAUCCUUGCAGUAGUAUUACUUUUGUUAUUUAUAUCAGUUUUCUAUUGCUGUAUUAUUAUCCCUGAAUCAUGACAGAUUUGUUUUUUGAUUUGUACACUAUUUUGUUAAGUGUAAUCUUAUGCUGUUUAUUCCACAUUUUCGAAUGUGCUCAAUAUUUACCUCUGCUUCUUAAGCAACAACUGCUCUGACGUCCCUGGCCUUUCCAAUUAAACUGAAGUCCUACUCUCAGUAAUGCAUACUGAUAAGAUAGAGUAAAUGUAGAAUAUUACACAGGGACAAAGUGCCCUCUCUAGAUGCUGCCUAGUGCUUUUUUUGUAGAGGCGAUAUUACUAAUGCAAAGAUUAUAUUUUAUUGAUUGCUACAGUGAAAUUUGUGGAGAUGCACUGAGAUGCAUUAUUUUAUGAUCACAAGUACUUGAAAACGUGGGUCCCAUCUUUAUAAGUCUUUCGAGAACAGUCCUAGCUGUCAGAGCUUCUGUUAGAUGCAAAAUGUUUUUCAUUUUUAUUAUUUUAAAACUGGAAACGGUUGCUCAACAUUCCCCUACUGUAGAACUGGAGUAAGUGAGAUAGGGGCAGCAAAAAGCCCAGCUUUCCGCUAUCAAUACACAUUUUAAACUUCACUGCACUGAUAUCCUCUCAGGUUGUCCCUGUUCCUCACCAGGCGUUAUUGCUCACUACUUCUCUGCACAGUAUGCAGUGUGUCAAAGUACCAUUUCUCUUAAGCCAGGGGAUUUCCUGCCUGACAACUUGUUUCUACAAAUCAGAGGUUUUUAGGCAAAGCUUAAGGGCCCUGAGCAAGAAAAAAGAUUGCAAGAGUGUAAAAGCUGUUGAACUUGUAUUUGGCCAACUAAAAGUGGCUGGUGGUCCAGAUUUUUUUUGCUCCCCACCAUCACAUUUGGGGUUGUCUUCAAUAAACCGAAGCCGCUCCUCUGAGCGUUUUUGCCACUGAAGCACUUUGAAGUACACAGAAACGUCCUUUGGAGGGUCAGUCCCUCUAUCAGGUCCAACUAAAUAUAGAUGCCAAAAUGCUGGCACUGUCCUGCCCUUGCCUGGUAACAGGGUUGGGGUUGCCAGGUCUGUAGAGAGAGAUGCUGUGUGAUGAAUAGGAUUUAGCUGAAGCUUCGAGUGCAAAAUCCCCCCCCCCCCCCCCUUGUAGAAGAGCUGAAUUUUCAGCAGCAAAGUCAUGCUACCGGAUUAGACCAUGCUCGGUUCUGUCAGAUCGGAGUACUUACUGCAAUAUUUUUAGUCAGAUUGAUGGAGAAAACCAGGGCUGUGAAGAGGAAGAAAGUAAUACACUCAUCCUCUCUGAGAUGCUGGGCUGAAUUUUGUACUUGCUUUACUAGCCGCUGUUUAUGCUCACUCUGCACUUUUGCAGUAGUUGGUUUGUCGAUCUGUGCAAGUUUUUUUUUUUUUUUUUUUUUUUUUAGGCUUGAGCUUGUAUACAUGUCACUGUUGUUUUUUUUUUAAAAAAAAAAAUCUUUGCUUUGUGCCUGUAUGUGUGGCUGGAUCAAGUGGAGUCUGUGUUCGUGUGACCACUCACUGCAACAGCACAGUAGUCUCUGGCGUGAGGAACAUGAGCUUACACAUGGGCACGUCCUCUUUUGUUUGUGUUGUACGUUCACACAAAGACGGGAAAGGCACUUUACAGUCAAGAGACUAUUCAUAGUAUUAAUCAUCUGUUGUUGAGAUCAACCACUUUGAUGUGUUCAAGGCUCUUUUUGUCUGUGAUAUACAUCAGCUUGAUGUCAUCAUACUGUAAACACCACUGCACAUGAAACUCAGAGUCAGUGGUCGAUAGCACUUUCUUGUAUGAAUUAUGUGAGCUGCGAGAAAACUUUUUAAAAAAAUGUGUCAAAUCCAUUCACUUGCUGUUUAUUGACCUCCAUAUGCCUCUUACCCUUGAUGAUCACUCAUGCAUUAGGCUUAAUGCAGGUGACAGACCAUUUGGUGUUUCGGACAGUUGUCCUACAUGUCUGCUGUCAUCAGUUUUACUUGUACUUUUGUCAUUUCCUGGCAUUUUUGUGGAUUCAGCUGAUGCUUUAAUGCUGCCAGCAACUUUGAGCUGAAAUGUUUAUUCAGUAUUGUUUUAAUUAAUGUUGCUGCUUCAUGGGGUGUUGAUGAUCCACAGAGCAACUUUAUAAUCACAAAUCGUCCUUGUGAGUACAAACUAGUUCUGGUAGUUCAUUGUAAUGCUAUUUUUAUUUGGAGUUGUUCAAUUAUCAGGUUGUACUGCAUACCUCUGUUGUUUUCCUCUUUAAAAGCUCUACUCUCUUGUGCUUUUUUUUGCCCCAGGCUGAUUUAGGUGGAGUGCAAUGCAAAAAAAAAAAAAAAAAAAACUCUAAACAAGAGCUAGCUGCUUCAACCAUUAGAUCAAUAUACACGAAAGCUAUGCAGUUACACGCCAGAAACACGUAAUUCUUCUUGUCCAAGUCUUUUUGUUUCCUCAGUCAGAAAUGCAGUGAUGCCGUUUCAUGCUGUGCAAUGUGUUUGUGUAAACUUUACAAGAUUCCUCAAAAUCUAGUUUGGUCACAAAUGCAUCAGUGCGUUAGACCGACCGCAACUACUUCUAGUUGACUAAUGAGAAUUAGUCGUUUUAUUGAUCGGUUAGAUAUGUAUAGUUAAAGUUAAAACCAGAACCAAAGGCUGCAACCUGAGUUGUCAUAACAGAUGAACUUUCUUUGCCGUUGAGUGUUUGCUGUAAACUGGUAUCAUUUAAAAAUGCAGGUGCUAAUCAAUGUUAGAGCCUGUCUGCAGUCCAUAUGUUAAUCACUACGCACCGUAAAAUGCAAUUCUGAUGUAGACUUUGAUUUAGCCUUUUAAAAAAAAAAAAAAACAAGCCAUAGACUGGAAACAAAGCUGUUUUUAAGUUUGUUUUUGUUUUGUUUUUUGUUUAUUUUUAUCUACUUUUAUUGAAAACACCACAAGUGCAAACCUGUGAAUAAAAAAAAAAGAAUGUAUUUUAAACAUUAUAUGAUUCAUGUAGAUAUUUUUACUUUAAGAUUUGUUAAUCAGAUUGAUUGCAGAUUGAUUUGACUGCAUUUUCUUUGCAGGUUUCAUACUAGAAUGUUAUGUGUGACAUGCCACGAGCAGACUGGUUCCUCCUUUGUUGAUUUUUAUCUAAAUAAAUAUAUUCUCCCAUGAA
Messenger RNA from Thunnus maccoyii (southern bluefin tuna), 6613 nucleotides. RefSeq names its product lipase, hormone-sensitive b (gene lipeb). The record is from RefSeq and is a predicted model, not a curated record. The transcript has 13 exons. Gene Ontology annotation, cellular component: cytosol. Gene Ontology annotation, molecular function: triacylglycerol lipase activity; sterol ester esterase activity. Gene Ontology annotation, biological process: triglyceride catabolic process; cholesterol metabolic process. The coding region runs from base 39 to 2633 and encodes 864 amino acids. Lineage: Eukaryota; Metazoa; Chordata; Actinopteri; Scombriformes; Scombridae.